AUGUUUCGGUGUUGGUGCCUCGUGCAUGUGCGCCCCCUGGAGCUGGCGCUCACCUGGAGCCACAACGGCGUCGUCAACAAGAAGUUCGUGCUGCAGGAGAACGACACGGGCGACAUCCUGUGGGACAACUUCACGCUCCCGGAGCUGAACAACUUCCUGUUGAUGCUCAACAAGGAGGAGGACGAGUACAAGCGGCGGGUGCGGCAGAAGUACGCCGAGAUGAAGCGACGCAUCGACGAGCAGAUGGAGCAGCUGAAGCGGGGCGUCCCGAAUCACGUGCCCGACAGCACAUAGGUGCCAUCUGCCCCGAUCUAGCUACUGUCGGCGCUGGUGCGCUCGAGGCCGGCCGGUAAGGGCGGAUCUCCAGGCUGGCAGCCGAGCGGGCGGCG
Pollicipes pollicipes is the source of this 389-nucleotide messenger RNA. RefSeq names its product ras association domain-containing protein 1-like. The transcript has 3 exons. Gene Ontology annotation, biological process: signal transduction. Bases 1 to 294 code for a protein of 97 amino acids. The record is from RefSeq and is a predicted model, not a curated record. Lineage: Eukaryota; Metazoa; Arthropoda; Thecostraca; Pollicipedomorpha; Pollicipedidae.